AGCGCCCGGAGCGGAGCGGGGCGGGGCGGGGCGGCGGCCAUGGCGGCGGCGGCCGAGCUGGCCGGGCUGUUCGCCGUGUACAAGCCGGCGGGGGUGGCGUGGGGCCGCGUCCGGGAGGCGCUGGAGACGCGGCUGCUGCGCGAGCUGAACGCGGCUCCGGAGCGCGCCCCGCGGCACCGAGUCCGCUUCCUGCCGAGCCCGGCCGCGGGCGGCGGCGGGGCCGUGGAGCUGGUGGCUGCCAGCGUGCCGGUGCUGGCCGACCACCCCCUCGUCCGAGGCCCGCGGUUCAGGAAGCUGAAGAUCGGAGCAGGUCACCGGCUGGAUGUGAAGGCCUCGGGAGUCUUUGUGCUUGGCAUCGGCCAUGGGAACAAGCUGCUCACUGACCUGUACAACUGCCACCUGACCAAGGUUUAUACUGUUGGUGGGCUUUUUGGUAAAGCCACUGAUGACUUCUCGGACACAGGAAAUUUAGUAGAGAAGACAACAUUUGAUCACAUCACUAGGGAGAAGCUGGAGCGGAUUCUCGCUGUCAUUCAAGGGACAAAUCAAAAGGCCCUGCUGAUGUAUUCCAACAUUGAUAUGAAAACACAAGAGGCAUACGAGCUGGCUGUCAAAGGGUUGAUUCGCCCCAUGGGAAAAAGCCCCCCAAUAAUCACAGCAAUCCGAUGCCUCCAGUUUGCACUUCCAGAAUUCCAGCUAGAAAUCCACUGCUUGCAUGAGACUCAGCAGUACCUCCGCAAGGUGGUUCACGAGAUUGGUCUGGAGCUGAAAUCCUCCGCUGUGUGCACACAAGUGCGGAGAACGCGCGACGGGGUCUUCACGGUGGACGACGCUCUCCCGAGAACUCAGUGGAACCUGCGGAGCAUCCAGGAGGCAAUUCGGAACUGUCAGCUCAAAGUGGAAACAGAGCUGGAGAAAACCCUGGCGCAUGGGGAGAACAGUCCUCUUCUUCAGCUGCACGGGGACACAGCUGAGCAUGCUCUGCAGGAGCGUCCGUGAGCAGUGCUGCAGCACAGCACGGCAGCGGCGUGCCAGCAGUGCGAUGGACAGCAGAAGGAAGGAGGUUAAUUGCAGUUCACUUCCACCCUUUCCUUGAGAUGACUUUUAUCAGAGGCUUUUUUUCCUUCAGUGACAGGCUGUAUCAUUUUUUUCUUAAAGUAUCACAAACAGUUCAUUAACAGGAGGUAGCUGUGCCAAAAUUCCUGUUGAUUUUGAGAACAUUAGGUUGCUAAGGGAUAUAAAAACCCAUUCCCGUAUUGUUUAGCAGCAGGAAGUAGUGUCUUAGAAAGCUGGAUUCCCUUGACUGCACAGAUUUGUUCCUUGCAACUGGCAGCAUAAUUUAUCUGCUGUGUGGAUUUUAUUUUCCCUGUGUUCUCCUGGAGUAUUUUCUUUCCAUUAGCCCUGCUCUCAGACACACGAGAGCUUCAGGCUAAAUGAGGGAUGUACAGGAGAAAACACAGCUUAUCCAAAGCAGUGCAAGGAAAUGGUUUCAUCCACAGUAGGCAUGUGAUGAAAAGUGGCUUAUUCUGAGGACUAAUGCACAGGAUACACAAAAAAUAAAAUGGGAAAUGACCUAAUGGGGAAGAGGUUGGUUCUUGGCUCAGUACUCAUCCAUGAACAUUGAUCCAUAAAAACCCAGCAAAUGCCUCUUUAUUUUACCCUUUUUUCCUGAGGAGCCAAGGGUAUUCAGUGGUCUCUGGUAGCCUCCUCUGCAGCAGCUCCUUGCAGACAGCAGGUCCUGCCCUUCAGUGAAACUGUAAACACUGUGAUACCAUUUGGUCUCUGUUAGCUCAUUAUAGCUGGGUCUGACUUUGCAGAAACACACUUUCUAAAUUGAAGUUGAAAGUCUGGAAUUACACUUACCAUUAUCGCA
Messenger RNA from Motacilla alba alba, 1873 nucleotides. RefSeq names its product TruB pseudouridine synthase family member 2 (gene TRUB2). Gene Ontology annotation, biological process: pseudouridine synthesis; RNA processing. The transcript is spliced from 8 exons. Gene Ontology annotation, molecular function: pseudouridine synthase activity; RNA binding. NCBI's taxonomy places the organism in Eukaryota, Metazoa, Chordata, Aves, Passeriformes, Motacillidae. Bases 40 to 999 code for a protein of 319 amino acids. The record is from RefSeq and is a predicted model, not a curated record.